Molecule: messenger RNA, 768 nt
Organism: Cinclus cinclus
Lineage: Eukaryota; Metazoa; Chordata; Aves; Passeriformes; Cinclidae
Product: C-signal-like
Exons: 6
Coding region: 1-768 (255 amino acids)
Source: RefSeq, a predicted model, not a curated record
AUGGCUGCGCUGGCUCGGAGCGUCCUGGUGACAGGGUCCAACCGGGGCAUCGGACUGGAGCUUGUGCGGCAGCUCGCUGCCAGCCCCCGCCCCCCCCAGCACAUCUUUGCCACCUGCCGUGACCCCAAGGGUCCAAGAGGGAAGGCCCUGCAAGAAUUAGCUGCCCAGCACUCCAGCAUCAAACUGGUCCAGCUAGACACAGUAAAUUUGCCCAGCAUCCAAGGGGCCAUGCAGGCUGUGGGGUAUCAUCUGAAGGACCAGGGCUUGAACCUGCUCAUCAACAAUGCAGGCAUCAGCUCCCACGCCACCCUGCACUCCCUGGACUCGCAGGAGAUGCUCAACGUAUUUGCCACCAACGUGGUUGGGCCACUCCAGGUUGUCAAAGAAUUUCUGCCGCUCCUGGAGCAGGCAGCGAAGGGCACGAGGAAGGAGAGUCUGAGCUGCAGCAGGGCUGCUGUCAUCAACAUCUCCACCAAACUGGGCUCCAUUGGGCUGUGCCUCAGGGUGCCAGAGGCCCCCAUGUACCCGUACCGGGCCAGCAAGGCUGCCCAGAACAUGGUGACGAGGUGCUUGGCUGCAGAACUCCAGGACAAGGGGAUCUUGUGCGUGGCCAUCCAUCCUGGCUGGGUGAAGACAGACAUGGGCACAGAGCAGGCACUGCUGACAGUGGAGCACAGCGUGAGGGGCAUCCUGACCGUGCUGGCCAGCCUCUCACAGGACGACUCUGGAACCUUCCUUGACUGGGAAGGGAACAGCCUGCCCUGGUGA